Messenger RNA from Meloidogyne enterolobii, 2015 nucleotides. The record is from the annotation of a GenBank genome assembly. Lineage: Eukaryota; Metazoa; Nematoda; Chromadorea; Rhabditida; Meloidogynidae.
UUUUUUAUAAAUUCAGAGGUGGGUAAUUAUUCGAGAGAGGGUACUUAUUUGGGCAUAUACAGUAGGUUAGCUUUAUUAUUUAAUUAUACUCCUUAUUUCCUUUCAAUUUCUUCCAUGAGAUCAUUACAAUUUUUAUAUUCUUUUUCGGUGUCUGUUCCUAAAUUUGGGAAUUUAAUGGCAAUUUAAAGCAUUGAAAUUGAACAAUAAAAAAAGCAAUCUCAUUUUUUCUGCUGUUCAAAAAUUUAAUUUUCUAUUAAAUUAAUUUUCUAUUUUUUUUUAUUAUUUCCAUUUUUAUGCCAUUAAAUUUAAACAUUUUUAUUUUUUGCCCCAUCUGUUUUUUGUCUAUUAAUUUGUGUUCUCUAUUUUUUAUUCAGUUUCAUUCUGAUUUUUCUUUCAUUAUUUUAUUUUAUGUUCUUCCCAAUCUUUCCGGAAAUCCUUUUUCUCCUUUGGGAUAUGAAUAUCAAUUAAGUUUUGGGGGCACAAACUGGAGACUAAAUCCAGUUAACUUUUCUUGACAGAAUGAAAAUCAUUUUUAGAUUUUAUUUUUAGAUAGAAAAAAAUUUAUUUUAUUUUAUACCCUCAUUUUUUUAAUUUUGGGGGGUUUUUUGUGCCAAUUUAUUUUCUUUUUUUAUUGCUUCGUUAUUUAUAUAACCAGCAUUUUUUAAAUUUCACCUACUACCAUAAAAUAGGAAAAAAAUAUAAAAAAUGACUAACCACCGUUCUCUUUUACUGAAAGGAUUUUAAAUUUAAAAAAUAAGGGAAAAAAUUGGCAGUGAGGGAGGAUGAUUAGUUGAGGUUUAAAAAUGAGGGAGAGAGAAGAAUGGGAGGAGAGGAUUACAAGACAUUUCCUCUUUAAAUUUCGACUUGGGGGGUUAAAAUUGAAAUGAAAUAUUGAAAGGAAUAGUAGAGAUUUAUGAGGAGAAAAAUUGAGUCGAAUUUUGAAAAUUUUUGGGAAAUUUUAUAUUUAAAAAUCGUCUGCUUUUCUUGAACAUCUGAAAAAUUCGAAAAUUUUAAUUAUUAUUUUUUAUAGAAUUCAAUGGAAGGCCAUAUCGAAGAAAGAACUCAAAUUCGACGAAUGUCACUUAAAGAAUUUAGUGGAUUGGAUUUACUGGAAGAACAAGCAAAUCAAAAAGCAUCUCUUUCCCCAAUGCUUCAUCCUUGGAGGUUUGGGCAACAAUUAACUCUUGGAAGUUUAAUUGAUAAAUUUAGCAAUCGACGUCGUUCCUCGUCUUCUGGAGGUGCAAAACUUGAAGGUGCUGGUCUUCAUCAUUCACAUUCUUCGGAUGAUGGAUAUAACUCGUUUGAUCGAGUUCUAGAUGGAAUUAAUCAAGCAAUACGAGAAACAAUUGCAACAGAAAAUAAUGAACAAACAGCAACAAAAAUUGAGGGAGGAGAAAAGAAUGGAGUCAACAAUCAUCAUUUAGAAAAACAAUAUAGCACUGGACGUAAUACUUUUGGACAAACAUUGCAGAGAUUAACAAAUAUUCGAAAUCAUCUAAAUUCAACUUUACAAUCUGUCCCAAAUGCUAGUCCAAGAAAAGCAGCAACAUCAGAACCUGAUUGUGAAAAGUUGGUGUUGCUUAAUGAAUGUAAAGAGCUUGUUAUUGCGUGUAAAGAUAUGGUUCGGAAUGCUAACUCUUCUUCUUCAUCUCCACCUUCAAGUCAAACAACUCUUCAAACCUCGUCAUCUACUGACUGCCAUCAACUUGUCCAAACAGUUGUGGAUAGUGCUGAAAGAGCAGUAGAUAGUGUUGAGAUGUUGAUCCGGAAGAGUAAUUCGAUAUUUCAAGCUCAACAGUUAACUUCAAAUGCUGAUCAGUUGUUGAAGGCACUAUCAGAAACUGUACGUGAAGUAGAAAAAUGUCAAAAGCCAGCAGUUAAAUCAAAUGAACAAGUAAAACAACUUGUUCGCUCCAGUACUGUGUUGACGGCAAACUUGAUCAGCUUUACCGAAUUGAUUCGAAAUAUUUGAAGAUGAAAUAGAUGGACGAAAAAGAUGGGAUUAUGUGAAGUAU